AUGGCGGCAACUUACAUUAAUGAGCCUCCCAUUGUAGCUUCGUCUUUGUGGGGGAAAAACUUGAAGAAGAGAGCUUUAAAGGGAAUAGAGAAAGGGUGGAGUUUGAGAGGGAGAAAAGAUCCUGUGAGGGAAGGAACUUCAAGGGAGGUGGUGGGGGAUUCCCCAACACGGUUUGCUCCGGCAAACCUCGCACCUAGUUCCAUCGGAUUCAAUGCUUAUCUCGAGGUACAUGUUCAGUAUGCUAGGUUUAUGUUUGGUACUAAUAGGUAUAUGCUCAGAACUACUAGAUACAUGCUCGAUACUGCUAGGUACAUGCUUGGCACGAGCCCUUCCAGGUUCAACUUGGUCCAAUGGCACAGCCUAUGCUCAUCUCAAGAGGGGCAGGACAAGCCAUCCGAUCUGGAGCUUCUCAAUAGGGAAAAAGCCCAUGUUGACUACAUCCAACGUCGGGCGACCAACACCAACACUAGCCUCAACUCUGUUGGUGGUUCUCUUUAUGCACAAGUUCCAGCAAACAUCGAUACUUAUCUUGGUAUAAGCUACUAUAUUGUCAACAUAGGCCUAGGAACCCCUGCCAAGUCCUUCUCACUUAUGCUUGACACCGGUAGUGAUAUUACUUGGAUCCAAUGUAUCCCUUGUGUUCACUGCUACACCCAAAAAAACCCAUUUUAUAACCCUACCCAGUCCUCCACCUUCACCAACAUCCCAUGCAACACAAACUAUUGUACCCAACUCAAACGAUUUGGUUGCUCCUCUAACUCCACCUGUCUCUAUGAGACAAGAUAUGCUGACUUUAGUAGUAGUAAUGGCUCUUUCAUUCAAGACACCUUGACAUUCUCCUCUGAUACUAUACACAACUUUCGCUUUGGCUGUGGACAUAAUAACACUGGAUAUUUUGGACAAGCAGAUGGGUUAUUAGGCCUCGGUCGGGGGGUUGUUUCAAUUAUUUCUCAAACAACUCAAUUAUAUAAUAAUAUAUUCUCAUAUUGUCUACCAUCAGGGACCAAUCGAAAUGGAUAUCUCGAAUUAGGUAGAUAUGUCCCUGGUGUGAAGUAUACACCGAUGCUAACCUUCCCAAACAUGCCAUCCUUCUACUUCCUCAAGCUCAUUGCCAUUUCUAUUGGGAAUGCAAGGAUCAACCUUUUACCUGCUAGAACUAUGUUGGACUCUGGCACAACAUUUACCUACCUUCCACCCUCUGCCUACUCUAUCCUCCGUAGUAUUUUUCGAACAAAAAUGAAUAAAUACUCGAUGGCGCCACCGCUAUACAACCUCGACACUUGCUAUGACCUCACUGGUCACUCAGUGGUGGACGUUCCAGAGAUUGGGUUGAUAUAUGAUGGCGAAGUUACAGCUUUCUUAGAUGCCUCGGGGAUACUUUACAUGACAAAUUUAUCUCAAGCAUGCUUUACCUUCGCUGCAAAUGAUGAUGAGAAUGAGGUUACGAUCAUUGGUAAUGUGCAACAACGCAGGUUCAAGAUAGUCUAUGAUAUGUGGAACUUAAAAAUUGGCUUUGGGAGUAAUGGUUGUAGCUAG
Molecule: messenger RNA, 1536 nt
Organism: Dendrobium catenatum
Lineage: Eukaryota; Viridiplantae; Streptophyta; Magnoliopsida; Asparagales; Orchidaceae
Product: aspartyl protease family protein At5g10770-like
Exons: 5
Coding region: 1-1536 (511 amino acids)
Biological process (GO): proteolysis
Molecular function (GO): aspartic-type endopeptidase activity
Source: RefSeq, a predicted model, not a curated record